UUUCAUAUCUGUUGAUCCUUGCGUGUUAAACAAAACAUACCAGAAGCUUCCAAGACUAAUUCUGUUAUGUGUUGGUAAUUGUCAGGGAACUGCUACAAAAUGUUUCCUGCACUAAAUUUGCGCCUCUUGCUUCAUCUGCUUCUACUGGCGACGGCUUCGUAUUCUCAUGCACUGGCGUCCAGCAACGAGACUGAUCUCGAUGCCUUGCUAGAAUUCAAGGCAGGUCUAAACCGCCAGUCAGCUGAUGCAUUCGCUUCAUGGAACAAAACCACUGAUUUCUGCAAGUGGCGUGGUGUCAUCUGCAGCCUCAGGCAUAAGCAAAGGGUAUCUGCCCUGAACCUCUCCUCGUCUGGGCUUCUCGGCUACAUAACCCCUUCCAUCGGGAACCUCACGUACCUGAGGAGUUUAGACCUCAGCUACAAUCUGCUACAAGGCGAUAUCCCACAGACGAUUGGCCAGUUGAUGCAAAUGUCAUACCUUGACUUAUCAAAUAAUUCGCUCCAAGGUGAAAUGCCCCGGACAAUUGGCCAGUUACCACAGUUAACAUACCUAUACCUAUCGAAUAAUUCGCUUCAAGGGGAAAUCGCACAUGGCCUGCGGAAUUGCACUCGUCUUGCAAGUGUCAAACUUGACCUGAACAAACUCGAUCGACGAAUCCCUGAAUGGCUUGGUGAAUUGUCAAGGAUUGAGACCAUAUCAAUCGGGAAGAACAGAUUCACUGGGAUCAUCCCACAAUCACUUGGAAACCUCUCGUCGCUGCGGAGAUUAUACCUCAAUGAAAACCAGCUAAGUGGUCCAAUCCCUGAGAGCCUUGGCAAGCUCAGAAAGCUUGAGGGUCUAGCUCUGCAAGUAAACCACCUCUCAGGAAAUAUUCCGGGAACGCUCUUCAACAUUUCAUCACUCGUCCAUGUUGGUCUGCAAAUGAAUCAACUAAAUGGCACGCUGCCCUCCAAUUUGGGCCCGAACAUCCGACGCCUUAUCCUUGCUCUAAACCAUUUCACUGGAAGAAUUCCGGCUUCCAUUGCGAAUGCAACCACAACUCAAUCCAUGGACCUCUCUGGUAACAAAAUCAACGGAAUCGUGCCUCCAGAGAUUGGAACACUCUGCCCAAAAUACCUGAUGCUCAAUCAAAACCACCUGAAGGCAACCAAUGUUCAGGACUGGGGGUUCAUCACUCUCCUCACAAAUUGCACAAGCCUUCGUUGGCUCACACUGCAAAACAACAAGUUUAGCGGUGGGUUCCCGACCUCUGUCGCAAACCUAUCAGGGCAACUUGAAGCCCUAGAUAUCAGAUACAAUGAAAUCUCUGGCAAGAUACCAUUAGGCAUUGGCAGCUUUCCCAAACUAUUCAAGCUAGGGCUCUCUGGCAACCAUUUUACUGGCCCUAUACCGGACAGCAUAGGAAGAUUGACCAGGCUCCAGUUCUUGACACUAGAGAACAACCAACUCUCUGGGAUGAUACCGUCCUCACUCGGGAACUUAACACGGUUACAACACCUUUCAGCAGAUAACAAUAUCUUAGAGGGACCUCUUCCAAUAAGCAUUGGAAAUCUACAACAGCUUGUCAGUGCAACCUUUUCGAACAAUGCGCUUUCAGGUCGACUACCUGGAGAGAUCUUUAGCCUAUCAUCCUUGUCAUACAUUCUGGACUUGUCUAGGAAUCAUUUUAGUAGUUCUCUUCCGUCCCAAGUUGGUGGCCUCACAAAGCUCACAUACUUGUACAUCCAUGAGAACAACUUAUCUGGGAUGCUGCCAGACGCUCUCAGCAACUGCCAGAGCUUGAUGGAGCUCCGUUUGGAUGGCAACUACUUCAACGGUAUGAUUCCUUUGUCCAUAAGUAGAAUGCAAGGCUUGGUACUGCUGAAUUUGACCAAAAACAGACUCACGGGAGGGAUCCCUCAAGAUUUAGGACUCAUGAAUGGCCUGAACGAACUGUAUCUUGCACACAACAGUUUGUCUGCAAAGAUCCCCAAGACCUUGGAAAGCAUGACGUCCCUUUACCGGCUCGACAUAUCCUUCAACCUUCUUGAUGGCCAAGUCCCAGGACAUGGUGUGUUCACCAAUUUGACUGGGUUCACUUUUUAUGGGAAUGCUAAGCUUUGUGGAGGUAUUCAAGAGUUGCAUUUGCCUUCGUGUCCAGCCAAAACAGUUGGGCAUGGUCAAAGGAUAACCCGAGUCAUUCGAAAUGCAGUGAUCCCAAGCAUUACAAUCAUCUCGGUGUGCUUUAUAAUGGCAGUAUGUUUCUUCUCACUGAAAAAUAAAUUAAGACUGCCAUCAACUUCGGUAGCUCCUUCCUUGACGGGUGACAUGUAUCCUCGAGUUUCUUAUUCCAACUUGUUUCAAGCAACAAAUGGCUUCGCAACUGACAAUUUGGUCGGUACUGGACGGUAUGGAUGCGUCUAUAAGGGGAUGAUGACACUCAACAAGUCAGUGCGCACUAUGGCUGUGAAGGUUUUUGACCUUGAGCAAGCUGGUUCCUCGGAAUGUUUCCUGGCCGAGUGUAAGGCACUUGGCAAAAUUCGACACCGUAACUUGAUUGGAGUUAUAACUUGCUGCUCUUGCUCUGACUUCAAACAGAAUGACUUCAAAGCCAUUGUUCUCGAUUUCAUGCCUUAUGGGGGUCUUGAUAAGUGGUUACAUCCAGGCAUAUAUGCAUCAAAUCCAGUAAAAGUUCUAACACUAAUGCAGAGACUGAGUAUUGCUUCUGAUAUUGCUGCCGGUCUAGACUAUCUGCACAACCACUGCCGGCCAACAAUAGUUCACUGCGACUUCAAGCCCAGCAAUAUUCUUCUUGGGGACGAUAUGGUUGCUCAUGUUGGGGACUUUGGCCUUGCAAAGAUUCUUGCAGAUCCAGAAGGCGAGCAAUUGGUCAAUUCAACGAGUUCCGUAGUGGGAACAAUUGGAUAUGUUCCACCAGAAUACGGUGAAGGUAGUCAAAUUUCUCCAAGUGCGGAUGUGCAUAGCUUCGGUAUCGUGCUCCUUGAGAUGUUUACAGGGAAAGCGCCUACACAUCCUAUGUAUACGGAUGGAUUGACCUUGCUCGAGAAUGUAAAGUCAGCAUAUCCAGCACAACUGAUGGAGAUUAUUGACCCCUUUCUGCUAUCAGUUGAGAAGACACGGAGAGAUAUCAAUAGUUACAUGUACUCUGUCACAAGACUUGCACUAGCAUGCAGCAGGAAAAGACUAACUGAGAGGCUGUCCAUGGGAGAUGUCUUAGCUGAGAUGAACAAGAUAAAGGCUUGCUGUGUUGUAGAAGUAAUCAGGGAAUGUAGUUCUGAGUGAUGGAACAUCAAUGCAUUGUUUCAUAAGAAGUACUAGCUGCAGUCUGCAGAACUAUCGGAAAUUAUCCCCACUCAUAUCUUUUGUCCUCGGUUACGUUUGCACUGCAAGACCAAACUAGGAGUAUGUGGCAAAGUCAUCUUCAGUCUUUCGAUGUUAUCACCAGCAGCCCCAGCGCGCCGAUCAGAAGAUACUGCAGCAAGAGGCAUCAUACAUCCGCAUUUCAGCAAUUGUACAAUUAUAUAUCAUCGCUUAUACCUCCAGGAUGGUCAGUUAUACUAAACAUACCUUGAUUAUCGGCUGCUCAGUCAUCACAAUCGUAACCCACCCGACAUAUGGAAGAAAGCUGUUCACAUAACAAAAGGAAAACGUCAGUGAAUUAUUUUUCUCCAGCAUGUAGGAAGAUAAGUGCCAAAUGUCAUGGAUACUCACCCUACAGCCCGUCCCAUAAUGUGAUGCUGCUGAAGCCAAUUCUGACCAUGCGCAUACAAGAGCCGGUCAUCGCCAAAAUUGUUAUCGCCUGAAAGGCAAUUGAUA
This is a messenger RNA of Lolium rigidum, 3816 nucleotides long. RefSeq names its product probable LRR receptor-like serine/threonine-protein kinase At3g47570. Bases 100 to 3282 code for a protein of 1060 amino acids. The transcript has 2 exons. The record is from RefSeq and is a predicted model, not a curated record. Gene Ontology annotation, biological process: protein phosphorylation. Lineage: Eukaryota; Viridiplantae; Streptophyta; Magnoliopsida; Poales; Poaceae. Gene Ontology annotation, molecular function: protein binding; protein kinase activity; ATP binding.